This is a messenger RNA of Vicia villosa (hairy vetch), 639 nucleotides long. RefSeq lists its product as uncharacterized. Bases 1 to 639 code for a protein of 212 amino acids. The record is from RefSeq and is a predicted model, not a curated record. NCBI's taxonomy places the organism in Eukaryota, Viridiplantae, Streptophyta, Magnoliopsida, Fabales, Fabaceae. The transcript has a single exon.
AUGAAAGGGAAGGUUGAUGCGAUCCUGGAAGCCAUCAAAGCAUUAAGAACUGAAAGGCCUAUUGUUGUGCAAGAGAUUCCUGUUGACGCCAGUCAACCUGCUUCCAGUGAACCUACUGUCAUUCAACCUUCUUCCACUCCACUUGAGUUCCAACCAAGGACUACAGUUACCCUUGGAAUGCCUUUUAGCUUCAUGACUGUUGAAGUGCUAGGAAAUUCCUAUCGAGGGGGACCAAUGCCUAUAACUUAUGAAAUUCUGGUUGUGAAAGAGCUUGUAUGCCAAGUCCCUACUUCACCUCACUAUACGGAGGUUCUUUAUCCUACUUUAUGUGGUCCUCAGUUUUCUAGUCCAGAUAUGCAUCCAACGCCAACUGCUGAAAGAACCCAAUCUGUCGAGAGAUCUGCUGAGAAGUAUCAGAUUCUUCAGGAAAAGAUCCGAGCUAUUGAAGGUUUCAGUGCCUAUGGAAUGGAUGCUGAAGAGACGUGCUUAGCGCCUAAUCUAGUUAUUCCACCUAAAUUCAAGACUCUCGAUUUUCAGAAGUACAAGGGGUUAAGUUGUCCAAAGAGCCACAUCAUCAUGUAUUGUCAUAAGAUGGCUUCUCACAUUCACAAUGACUCUUUGCCUAUCCGCUGCUUUUAG